CUGGAGAGGACACUCUACCAGGUCUCGGAAGGAGUGGGCUAUCUCCAAGUGUGUGCUGUUGUGAUCCGUCCUGACGAGAAUACCGAUUGUCCCAUUGGUUUUGCUUUCGAGGUUGAACUCUCCACCAUCAAUGGCAGUGCAGUGCAAAUAAUGGACUAUGUCUCUCUUGACACGACACUGCAAUUUGCUGAAUGCGACAGAAUGAGCUGUGAAAACAUAACCAUCAAUGAGGAUGAAACACUAGAAAAUAUAGAGGCGUUCUUUGUCACUCUGGAGAGGAAUGGACUGGACAGUAGCAUCACUCUUAAUCCCACUCGUGCAGAGAUUGAGAUACGUGACGAUGAUGGACCUGUGGUGGGUCUGGAGGAGACGUUCUACACGACCGCAGAAGGAGUUGGCACGGUGGAAGUGUGUGCAGUUGUCUACAGCCCCAAUGGGAACCUUGCCUGUCCCAUUGACUUUGCCUUCAGUGUUGAACUUUUGACGACAGACGGUGAUGCAGUUUCUACCAUGGACUAUGACUCCAUCACCACUACACUUCCAUUUGGUCGCUGUGAUACACGGAGCUGUGUGGAUGUGCUCAUCACAGACGAUGAUGUGUUGGAAGAUACAGAGUCCUUCUUUGUUUCUCUACUGAGGAACGGGCUGGAUAGUAGGAUAACACUUGACCCAACUCAAGGAGAGAUAGAGAUUAUUGAUAGUGAUGAUGCCGUGAUAGGACUGGAAAGGACUCUGUACUCUAUCCAAGAAGGCUCUGCUCCAGCAGUGGAAGUAUGUAUCGUCGUGUAUAGGCCGACUGGGAUCUGUCCUAUUCCAUUCCCAUUCUCUGUCAUGUUCUCAACCAGCGAUCUCACUGCAGUGGUCGACAACGACUAUUUGGAUGCAGACACGAUCCAAAUCUUUGGAGCGUGUGCUACAAGGCGUUGCAUAUUUGUACCAAUCGUGGAUGAUUCCAUAGGAGAGCCUGAUGAACUCGUAUCUAUCUCUCUCGGUGAUCCCUCUGACAGUCGGAUAACCGCUUCACCACGACAGGGACUGAUUAAUAUAACAGACAUGAUUAUGGAAACUGAAUUUGUGAACGACACUGUGACUGGAGAUCCACUGAUGACUGUUCCUGUCGCUUUCCCCGAUACCUCCACUCUCUGCUAUGAGGUCCACGGAGAAUCCGACAAGUUCUUCAACCUCAUCAGCGAUAACUGCGUAUCGGUCAAUGCCCACUACGCCAGAUCUGGCAUCAACAACCCCAACAUUACUCUAAAUGUCAUCGACGCCGUGGGUAUUAGAGCCGUUUCUAACAAUGGGUCCUGUGUUAACAUUGGAGUCGACCUGGAAGGGUGCACGGCAAGCAUCAACGGCGUGGACCUGUCCAGCAUGUAUCGUGAGAAUGGGAUCGUGGUCCGCAAGUACUCGAGUCGUGUGAGGAUCACGGUUCCCAACUGCGAGGACACAGACCUGGUGAUGUGGGUCUUCUGUACCGGUGGGAGGACCGAAGACCCGUACACCUGGGAGUACUUCUCGUUCAACUUCCUCCGCUUUGUGGUCAUGCGUGGGAUCAACCUAAGGGAGGAAUCUCACGGUCUUCUUGGUAAACUACUUUCGUCAUGAGGUAUGUUCAAGAGAGUUGUCGUAAUGUUUUUCUCUUUCUCUAGGUCAGUUCUGGAAUAUCGAGAUCGAGGUGGGAGAGCACACCGACACUUUCAACGGAGCCUCCCGUUCAGACGACUACACAGUCACUGUGCAUCCCAAUGAUCCCAAUAAGAUAAGAAGUUUUGUGGCCCUCGUGUCGUCGGUCACGUGGGAGUUUGAGAAGAAGCCAUGUCUCUAUGUCGGGAACUCCCAGGCUGGGCCGCUUGGAGAGGAUGUGACUCCAAACGAGUCUGUAAUUGAGGGAACCUACAAGGAUUACAUGGUCGACUCCAUGUUUUCUCCUAAUUUCAAGUUUGCACAUAUUGACCAAGACAACUGUAUGGCCAAGUAAAGAAAAAACAUGAUGGACAGUUAUGUGUAGCAUGGACGCUAAAUUUUGUAGGUUAGUUAUGGACUUUGCGUUGUAUAAUUUUGUGAAUUCUAUAAUAAUGGAUUUUGUAGCAUGAACAUAAA
Geodia barretti is the source of this 2100-nucleotide messenger RNA. The record is from the annotation of a GenBank genome assembly. NCBI's taxonomy places the organism in Eukaryota, Metazoa, Porifera, Demospongiae, Tetractinellida, Geodiidae.